CCGGCAGCACAUGUGUUUCUGUUUUGUGUUGUAGCAUUUGUUCUGGAAGCUCGUAUUUACAUUUUAAGUGUUUCUGGCGAGUGGGCUGGAGCCCUCGUCUGGGCCGGAAAGAGAAAGGAGCCCUGCGGCCCGACCUCCGGCUCCUCCGCGCCUCCCCGCUCCGCACCCCCACCAGCCGUGACCAUGCCCAGGAAGAAGGCGGCGGCGGCGGCCUGGGAGGAGCCGAGCUCCGGCAACGGCACGGCCCGCGCGGGGCCCAGGAAGCGCGGCGGCCCGGCGGGCAGGAAGCGCGAGCGGCCCGAGCGCUGCAGUAGCAGCAGCGGCGGCGGCAGCAGCGGCGAUGAGGACGGCCUGGAGCUCGACGGGGCCCCCGGCGGCGGCAAGCGCGCGGCCCGGCCGGCGGCGGCGGGCAAGGCGGGCGGCGCGGCGGUGAUCAUCACCGAGCCGGAGCACACCAAGGAGCGCGUCAAACUCGAAGGGUCUAAGUGCAAAGGGCAGCUGCUGAUUUUUGGGGCGACCAACUGGGACUUGAUCGGUCGGAAGGAAGUGCCUAAACAGCAAGCUGCCUACCGCAACCUGGGUCAGAACCUGUGGGGGCCCCACAGGUAUGGGUGCCUGUCGGGGGUCCGCGUGCGGACCGUGGUCUCGGGCUCCUGCGCGGCCCACAGCCUCCUCAUCACCACGGAAGGGAAGCUGUGGAGUUGGGGUCGCAAUGAGAAGGGGCAGCUGGGCCACGGCGACACCAAGAGGGUGGAAGCCCCCAGACUCAUCGAGGCCCUCAGCCACGAGGUGAUUGUGCUGGCGGCAUGUGGGCGCAACCACACCCUGGCAUUGACCGAAACGGGCUCCGUGUUCGCCUUUGGGGAGAACAAGAUGGGGCAGCUGGGCCUCGGCAACCAGACAGACGCGGUCCCCAGUCCUGCGCAGAUAAUGUACAACGGCCAGCCAAUUACCAAGAUGGCCUGUGGGGCUGAAUUCAGUAUGAUAAUGGACUGCAAAGGAAAUCUCUAUUCCUUCGGGUGCCCUGAGUUCGGCCAGCUGGGACACAACUCGGACGGGAAGUUCAUCGCCCGGGCGCAGCGGAUAGAGUACGACUGCGAGCUGGUGCCCCGGCGGGUGGCCAUCUUCAUCGAGAAGACGAAGGACGGGCAGAUCCUGCCCGUCCCCAACGUGGUGGUGCGGGACGUGGCCUGCGGCGCCAACCACACGCUGGUUCUGGACUCGCAGAAGCGCGUCUUCUCCUGGGGCUUCGGUGGCUAUGGCCGGCUGGGCCACGCGGAGCAGAAGGACGAGAUGGUGCCUCGCCUGGUGAAGCUGUUUGACUUCCCCGGGAGGGGGGCGUGCCAGAUCUACGCCGGCUACACCUGCUCAUUUGCCGUCAGCGAAGUGGGCGGGCUGUUUUUCUGGGGGGCCACCAACACCUCCCGGGAGUCCACCAUGUACCCGAAAGCAGUGCAGGACCUCUGUGGCUGGCGGAUCCGGAGCCUGGCCUGUGGGAAAAGCAGCAUCAUCGUGGCAGCGGACGAGAGCACCAUCAGCUGGGGCCCAUCGCCGACCUUCGGGGAACUGGGCUACGGGGACCAUAAGCCCAAGUCUUCCACGGCAGCCCAGGAGGUGAAGACGCUGGACGGCAUCUUCUCCGAGCAGGUGGCCAUGGGCUACUCACACUCCUUGGUGAUCGCGCGGGACGAGAGCGAGGCGGAGAAGGAGAAGCUCAAGCGGCUGCCGGAGUACAACCCGCGCACGCUCUGAGCGCCCCCUGGCGGCCGCCCACUCCAAGUGCACUGGGACCGCAAGUCCAGCCGCCUUCAGGAAGCAGACGUUGACCGAAGGUGCAUUUUGUCGACCCCCCCCCCCAGGUUCCGUUUUCUACGUGAUUCAACGUCAACUACCUUUUUCUGUAUGCUUUCCAAAGUGGUUCCCCCCCACCCCUCAAUGUUUAAUUAAAAUAUUUGCUCAUAGUUGACUUACCAUUCCUACACGAGGCAGAGCCUUUGAGCAGUUGAGGUUUUUUAAGUGGUAUUUCUUUUCUCCCUCACCUGAAUCUGCUCGGCUCCGCCUCCCAUUCCAGCUGUAAGUAGCAUUGUGAUCUGAGGGGGCCGCGCAGGGCAGGAGAUGCCAGCCCUGGUGGCCAGUCCCCCCCCCCCCCCCACGCCGCCUGCGUGCCGUGCAAGUGUCGGGUCUCCUGCCCGCCCUCCCUCCGCCCGGCCCGGCCGGGUCUCUGACCUCCUCCCCUGCCUGCCUGUGCACCUCUGGCUCAAAGUCAGCCCCGCCUGUCCCCCCUGGCGGGGGCUCUGAGGUCCAUGUGUUGUGGCCAGUUGUAUCAAUCAGCUGUAAGAUAAAGUCCAGAUGAGAAUCAGGUGAUUGGGGGGGGGGCAACGAUGGGAAACAUUUGUAUCUGGGAAGGGGGUGCUGGGUUUAUGGAUCUCUUGUCAAGCCCCUGCCUGGCCACCAGCGGGAGAGUCCCUUAGGGAUUGACCGGGCAGCGGUCUCCAGUGCAGCCCGCCCUGCCCUCGGUUUGCUUGACUGUGGUUCCAGGUGGUGGGGUUCCCGAGAUGUCCCCCCUCCCCGCCUUGCAACUGAGAUGCUGCCCACACCCCCGGCAGGUGUCCUGCCCGAGCCUGCCCCCGACCGUGCGGCGGGAGUGACAGAGGUGCCUUCCCCAGAACCCGGGCGGGGCGGCGGCGUGGGCUGGGCUCUCGGCGUCCAGGGGUCUGGGUGCUUUAAGUAGAUGUUUAGUUCCGUGGUGCUUCUGGGGCCGGGGGAGCCAGGGCCUUAGCGAGAGACGGGGGUGGGGGGGGUGACGGGAAAGGGACAUACUGGCUUUCAGCAUUUGUGUUCGCUUUGCUGUUGUUUCCAUUUGUCAUUGUCUCCAAGUUAAAAUGCCAAAAAUGA
Molecule: messenger RNA, 2895 nt
Organism: Perognathus longimembris pacificus (Pacific pocket mouse)
Lineage: Eukaryota; Metazoa; Chordata; Mammalia; Rodentia; Heteromyidae
Gene: Rcc2
Product: regulator of chromosome condensation 2
Exons: 13
Coding region: 184-1752 (522 amino acids)
Source: RefSeq, a predicted model, not a curated record